AAUUGAGAGCAAUCACUAGCUACUUGCAUUCAUCUUCAACCUAUACAUGCCUCCAGUAUAAGUUGUGAAAGUUUCUACUUCACUUAUCAUCUAUAAAUCAUUAUCAACGUGUAAAUCAAUCAAGAUGGAAGCUGUAGAUCAUAGUGAGGCUGAGAAGACGGUGAAAGAAUUUGACGAAACCAAAGCUGGUGUCAAAGGAAUUGUUGACUCUGGAGUGACCAAGAUCCCAAGAAUGUUCAUACACCCUCUAGAGGAUUUGCAACAAAACAACAUGGAUCAUGAUCUCCGAGUUCCAAUGAUUGAUCUCAAAGGCCUUGAUCAGAGCCCAGAGAGGCGAAAAGAAGUCAUCCAUCAGAUAAGCAAAGCAGCUGAAGCGUGGGGCUUCUUUCAGAUAGUGAACCAUGGAGUUCCACUUGAUGUUAUGGAGGAGGUGCUGAAAAGUGUUCGACGCUUUCACGAGCAGCCCCAUGAAGCCAAGGUGGAAUGGUACUCACGCGAUUUUACAAAAAAGGUAAACUACUUCAGCAAUGGCGAUUUGAAGGCAUCCACUCCUGCGGAUUGGAGGGACACGUUAUCCUGCAACUGCCAGUUCCUAGAAGAUGAAAGCAACUUCCAGGCGCUGCCUCGAGUAUGCAGGUUCCUCAACUUAAAUACUUCUAAAAUAUUGGUGCCUUAGUUUGUAUUCCUAUUUUGCUAGCCAAACUUUUUUGAACCAUUUUACAUGCUCUAAUUUGAACAAAUGAAAUACUAUCAUAUAUACUAUUACCGUACUAAACCAAAUUUGAUGAGUGUUGCAUAUAUAGCUGUUCAAAUUUAAGCACUAGUUUUUGUUUUACAGAUGUGAAAUUGUGGAGUACAAUAAGCAGUUGACUGUACUCCGGGAGAAACUCUCUGAAUUAUUGUCUUAAGCUUUAGGCCUAAGCAGUGACUACCUUUCAACUCUAGGGUGCUUCAAAUCAUCAACACUAUCGUGCCAUUAUUACCCAGUUUGUCCCGAGCCCCAUUUGACUUUAGGUGCAAUCAAGCACUCUGACUUCCCCUUUCUCACUUUGCUGCUUCAGGACAGUAGUGGUGGCUUCCAAGUGCUUCAUCAAAAUGUUUGGGUUAAUGUUCCUCCACUGCAGGGAGUUUUGGUAGCAAAUAUUGGCGACAUGAUGCAGAUCACUAGCAAUGA
This is a messenger RNA of Rosa chinensis, 1174 nucleotides long. Its product is annotated as 1-aminocyclopropane-1-carboxylate oxidase homolog 3. NCBI's taxonomy places the organism in Eukaryota, Viridiplantae, Streptophyta, Magnoliopsida, Rosales, Rosaceae. Bases 125 to 676 code for a protein of 183 amino acids. The record is from RefSeq and is a predicted model, not a curated record. The transcript has 2 exons.